UGCCUGCGUCAGAUGAUUUUCUCCAAUGGCUAAAGGUGACUGAAUAUUAGUUGCUUCGGCAUCGUCCUAUCGGCAAGGGAAGAGAUGAUGGACGACUCCGGCGGUGUCCAAAUGGCGAGGGCGCUGAAACACGCAGCCCUGUGCCUGAUGCUGCUGCCCCGGUUCCUGCUGGCCGCCGUCAUGCUGUGGCUCCUGGACUUCCUGUGCAUCAGGAGGAAAGUGCUGCUGAAAAUGGGCGAGCGUCAGGACGGCCCGGACGACCCGCCGGUCUGCGUCUCCGACUCCAACAAGAUGUUCACCUGGGAGUCCCUCAGGGCCGUGUGGCACGGCCAGAAGCUGGACUUUCUCAAAUCGGCGCACCUCGGGGAGGCUGCCCCCAACACCGAGGUGGUGCUGGUCCAGGAGCGGCGGCAGGUCCGGAUCCUGGACUGCACGAAAGGGAAGAGACCGCUCGUCCUCAACUUUGGCAGCUGCUCCUGACCGCCGUUCAUGACGCGCCUGGCGGCGUUCCAGCGCGUCGUCAGGCAGUACGCGGACAUCGCGGACUUCUUAGUUGUGUACAUCGAGGAGGCGCACCCGUCGGACGGCUGGGUGAGCUCCGACGCGCCUUACCAGAUCCCCAAGCACCGCUGCCUGGAGGACCGGCUGAGAGCCGCGCAGCUGAUGUUCACCAAGGUGCCAGAGAGCAACGUGGUGGUGGACAACAUGGACAACUCGUCCAACGCCGCUUAUGGAGCCUACUUUGAGAGACUUUACAUCGUGAUGGACGAGCGGGUGGUGUACCAGGGCGGGAGGGGUCCGGAGGGCUACCGGAUCUCAGAGCUGAAGAACUGGCUGGAGCAAUACAGGAAAGAGGUGAUGGACCCCCAGACGGCGGUGCUGUGUGUGUAGCCGAACCCGCCCUGCUGCUCUGCCCUCCGCUUUAGUGUCCAAACCCACAGUGCAAAAUAUCCAGAUGCUGCUAUCAAACGUUCACACAUGGCACAUUAUAUAUAUGAAUAUUAUAUAUAUGUUGUUUCUCUUGCAUUAAGAUGUUCAGGACUGACACAGAUAGAGGUUCGGUUUAAGUUGACACCUUUAGCCUAUAGAUUGUAGGCUGUUAAACUGUGUUGUCAUGACUUUAAAUUGAUUUUGUUUGUUUGUUUGUUUGUUUUGUUUUUGUUUUUGUAUGAAAAAAGCAUUUGAAUUAAUUGAAGCUAGGUUCAGUUGGUGACCACUAUUUUUCUAUUUUGAGUGCGUGUGGGUGGUGUGCGCGCGCGUGCGUGCGUGCGUGUGUGUGUGUGUGCGUGGGUGUGUGUGUGUGUGUGUGUGUGUGAAGGAGCGUGCAUUCAGCUUAAUAUCUCACUCUGGCGUCUGUGUGAAGUUCGGUUUUUAAAAGGCGCAUCCAGAAAACCGACACUGAUGUUUCUGACACUGGAAGCAGAGCAAUAUCAGCUGGAUGCUCGCUCCCUCUGUGGUUCACUGCCAAACGACGUGAUGUUGAAAACGAUGUAACUAAAAAAAUGUGUUUUUUACAAAAAAAAAAAAAAAAAAAAGUGAAAUGAAAUAAAACUCAUAUCAGAUGAAAGGUGGGGAGACACCUUAAAGUUAUUUAUUUUGUUUAUAUAUCUAUAUAUAAAAGUGUGUCGCUUCGAAUGAGCGUCUUGUCCUUUAACUGGACCACUGAAAACCUAGAAAGGUUUUAAUCCAAACUGGGGUUAUCAAACGUGUGGUCCGUGUGCCUUUUGUGGUCUUAUGGGUGACUUUUGUGCGGCCCACACACACAAAAUAAAGUACGGUGGAAUUUA
Messenger RNA from Poeciliopsis prolifica (blackstripe livebearer), 1787 nucleotides. RefSeq names its product thyroxine 5-deiodinase-like. Gene Ontology annotation, molecular function: thyroxine 5'-deiodinase activity. The transcript has a single exon. Lineage: Eukaryota; Metazoa; Chordata; Actinopteri; Cyprinodontiformes; Poeciliidae. The record is from RefSeq and is a predicted model, not a curated record.